CGCGCCUUCCAGGCCGUUUAGUCCCGGGGUAACAGCUCCAUCACCGCGGGGCGGCGCAGCCCCACCAGCAUGGGCAGGGCUACCACCAGAGAAGAUCUGCAGGACAACAAGGACACAGCAUUCACCUGGGAAGUAAAGGCCAAUGACAGCACUUACCACCAGCAGUUCCGGGAGAAGGGCUUCCUGUGCUGGCGCAAGAGGAAGUACCAGACCAAUGGCAUCCAUACAGCCAAGUACAACAUCUUCUCCUUCCUGCCUCGGAACCUGUAUGAGCAGUUCCACCGCGUGUCCAACCUCUACUUCCUCUUAAUCGUCAUCCUGCAGAGCAUCCCCGAGAUCUCCACGCUGCCAUGGAUCACCCUGUUCAUCCCACUUCUGCUGCUCCUUCUCAUCCGUGCCAUCCGUGACCUGGUGGAUGACGUUGGGCGACACAGGAGUGACAAUGCCAUCAACAACCGGCCCUGCCAGAUGCUUAUUGGGAAGAGUUUCAAAUGGCGGAAGUGGAAAGACCUAUGUGUUGGGGAUGUGGUGUGUCUUACUAGGGACAGCAUUGUUCCGGCCGACCUGUUCUUGCUGGCCAGCACAGAGCCUAACAGUUUGUGCUACGUGGAGACGGCUGACAUUGAUGGGGAAACCAACUUGAAGUUCAGACAGGCCCUGGCAGUCACCCACCACGAGCUGAUCAGUCCAAAGACAAUGGCAGCUUUCAACGGCACGGUGAUAUGCGAGGAUCCCAACAGCCGGAUGCACCAGUUUGUGGGGAGCCUGGAGUGGAAUGGCAGGAAGUAUGCUCUGGACAUCGGUAACCUCCUCCUACGUGGCUCCAAGAUCCGCAACACUGACGCCUGCUACGGGCUGGUCAUCUAUGCCGGUUUUGACACAAAAAUCAUGAAGAACUGUGGAAAUAUCCACUUGAAGAGAACCAAGAUUGACCUCUUCAUGAACAAACUGGUGGUCUUGAUAUUCCUGUUGAUCAUGGUGGUCUCCCUGGUCCUGAGCCUGGGGUUCUGGCUCCAGGCGCAUGAGUUCAGGGACAAGCACUACUAUGUGCCGGCCGGGCACGCCAAGGGGCCCUUUGUGGACUUCUUCCUCAUCUUCUGGGCCUUCCUCAUCCUGCUCAGCGUCAUGAUCCCCAUGGCCAUGUUCAUCAUAUCCGAGUUCAUCUACCUGGGGAACAGCGCUUUCAUCAACUGGGACCUGAAGAUGUAUUACGCGCCCCACGAUGUGCCUGCCAAGGCCCGCAGCACCAGCCUCAACGACUACCUGGGCCAGGUGCAGUACGUGUUCUCGGACAAGACCGGCACGCUCACACAGAACAUCAUGAGCUUCAAGAAGUGCUGCAUCGACGGCCGCAUCUAUGGUCCGGAUAACGAGGACAAGACCUUCCCCAAGGAGAAUCCAUACCUGUGGAACGAGUUUGCAGAUGGGAAGCUCUCAUUCUUCAACAAGGAGCUUCUGAGCCUGGUGCGCACCAAGCAGGACAAGGUGGUGCAGGAGUUCUGGCGCCUGCUGGCCAUCUGCCACACCGUCAUGGUCCAGGAAGUGGACAACCAGCUCCUGUACCAAGCCGCUUCCCCAGACGAGGAGGCGCUGGUCACUGCGGCCCGGAACUUUGGCUAUGUGUUCCUGUCACGCACCCAGGACAGCAUCACGGUGGUGGAGCUGGGGGAGGAGCGGGUCUACGAGGUCCUGGCCCUCAUGGAUUUCAACAGUGACCGAAAGCGCAUGUCGGUGCUGGUGCGGACGCCAGAAGGCUCCAUCUGCCUCUACACCAAGGGUGCUGACACGGUCAUCUUUGAACGUCUGUACAAGAGAGGCGUAAUAGAAGCAAACACCGAAAGAAUCUUGUCUGCCUUCACAGAACAGACCCUUCGAACACUGUGCCUGGCCUACAAGGAGGUGGAGGAAAGUGCCUACCAGCAGUGGCAGCCGCAGCACGAGAAGGCCUCCACGCAGCUCCAGGACCGUGCGAAGGCACUGCAGCAAGUGUACAGUGACAUGGAGCAGGGCCUGCAGCUGCUGGGAGUCACAGCCAUUGAGGACAAGCUCCAGGACGGCGUCCCUGACACCAUCAGUAGUCUCAAGAAGGGGAACAUGAAAGUGUGGGUGCUCACCGGAGACAAGCAAGAGACCGCGGUGAACAUCGGGUUUGCGUGUCAGCUGCUGACAGACGACAUGCUCAUCCUGGAGGCGCGGGACGUAAACAUCAUCCUGGACUCCUAUGGGGAGCACAGCAAACUGGUGCGGACCCCCAAGCGCAGCCUGAGGUUUCAGCUUCAGAACGAGGUGGCCAUGGUCAUCAGUGGAGAGUUCCUGGACCACCUGCUGGUGUCCCUGCGCAAGGAGCCCCGGGCUGUGAUCCAGAGCGAGGCGGAGGACAAGGCCAGGCAGGAGCUGAGUGCCAUCAGGCGGUUCUCCAUGAUGUGGUGGAGCCUGGGGACCUCGUUGUCCUCGCGCCGGUCCAAGCGCAAGCGGAAGAACGAGAGCCCAGAGGCGCGCCGGGAGCGGGCCUUCGUGGAGCUGGCCUCUCGGUGCCAAGCCGUCAUCUGCUGCCGGGUGACGCCGAAGCAGAAGGCCCUAAUUGUAGCGCUGGUCAAGAAAUACCAGAAAGCAGUCACCCUGGCCAUCGGGGACGGAGCCAAUGACGUCAACAUGAUCAAGACUGCAGACAUUGGCGUGGGACUGGCGGGCCAGGAGGGGAUGCAGGCUGUGCAGAACAGCGACUAUGCGCUGGGGCAGUUCUGCUUCCUGCAGCGACUGCUGCUGGUGCACGGGCGCUGGUCCUACAUGCGGAUCUGCAAGUUCCUGCGCUACUUCUUCUACAAGACGGUGGCCAGCUUGGUGGGCCAGAUCUGGUUUGCCUUCUACAGUGGCUUCAGCGCCCAGCCCCUGUAUGAAGGCUGGUUCCUGGCGCUCUUCAACCUGCUCUACAGCACCCUCCCAGUCCUCUACAUGGGGCUUUUCGAGCAGGAUGUGAGCGACACUCAGAGCUUACGGAUGCCCGAGCUGUACGUGGCUGGCCAGAAAAAUGAGCUCUUCAACUACUGGGUGUUCUCCAAGGCCAUCAUCCAUGGCCUGUUUACUUCCUUGGUCAACUUUUUCCUUACUCUGUGGAUCACCUGUGACACAGCGGGGCCCAACAGCCUCAGCGACUACCAGUCCUUUGCGGUGGUAGUUGCCUUCUCCAGCCUGCUGUCCAUCACCAUUGAGGUCAUGCUGGUCAUCCGGUACUGGACCUUCUUGUUCCUGGGGACUCUGCUGGUCAGCCUGGGCUCCUACUUUGUCCUGACUUAUGCCACCCAGAGCCUGUGGGCCUACCAACUCGUCCCAAAGACUUUCCCAUUUCUCUAUGUCCUCCACAGUGUGCUGAGCAAGGCCCCAUUUCUGCUGGUGGUGCUGCUGAAUGUGGCAGUGAACACCCUGCCCAUCUUGGCUCUCCGCAUGUUCCACCAUAUGCUCAGGAAGCCGCGCUUCAAGGAGCAGGUGGAGGCCUUCCCGAGCGAGGUCUCUGAAGAGCCCAUGCCUCAGUUCCGCCGGGAGUCCCGUGUCCGGCGCUCCAGCUACGCCUUCUCCCACCGUGAGGGAUACGGGAACCUCAUCACGCAGGGCACAAGCUUGCGAAGGCCGCAUGGGGAGGGCAGCGACACGAACGUCCCCUCAGGGACCGAGAUCGAGGAGGUGCUGCCCUCAACUCCCCGGGAACCCAGGAAGAUCUCGUUCAUGAUGAGCCAGCGGCCCCAGCUCAGGUCCAGAGCGCCUUCCCAAGACUCGCAGAUGUCCUCCACUCUGAGCUUGGCCUCCACCCCGGACCCGGACCCGGGGCACUCUGGGAACCAGCCUGCCGCCACCAACAGACCACUCACUGGCCAGGGCUGGCUGUCCGAAGACAGCUCGCUGCCAUUUGCUGAGGCUGAGGCUCCGGUCUUGGAAAGGUCAUCACUGCCCUGGGAUAAGAGUUCUGGAGGCUGGGCGCAGGGCCUCUGGCAGAAGGCCUCUGUGCCCAACCAGGUGGCGAUAGAGACGAGUCCCAGCCAGACCCAGGAGUCUCUGAGUGAGCUGCCCAUGGAGACCGAGUCUGAGUCCUUGGAGAGGGAGCCCUCGCCCAUGGAGUGGCUGCCGGUGUCCUCUGAGGGGCAGCUGUCCCCUCCUUUGGGGGAGCAGGCCCCUGUGGGAACAAAGGGGCAGGUAUCUCCCAACACAGGGCAGCCAGUGAGCAGGAGGCCUGACCCCAGAGACAAGGGAGCUGAGCCCUUCACUCUUUCUAAUAAAUCUGGGUCCACCUGA
Messenger RNA from Octodon degus (degu), 4284 nucleotides. It is a transcript of the gene Atp8b3, whose product is annotated as ATPase phospholipid transporting 8B3. Lineage: Eukaryota; Metazoa; Chordata; Mammalia; Rodentia; Octodontidae. The transcript has 28 exons. The coding region runs from base 70 to 4284 and encodes 1404 amino acids. Gene Ontology annotation, cellular component: plasma membrane. Gene Ontology annotation, molecular function: ATP binding; ATP hydrolysis activity; magnesium ion binding. Gene Ontology annotation, biological process: Golgi organization; phospholipid translocation. The record is from RefSeq and is a predicted model, not a curated record.